UCUUAAAGCAAGGGUAGCAGCCAGGGUUGAUCGUAGAGUUUUCUCCAGCCUUGAGCUCGUGUGAGUGAGUCAUGGCGGCGCAUCACGGCGCGUAUCAGCUUUCAAGUGCUGAUUGAAUGCUGGCAUUAUCUUUCCUUGAGCUUCGUUCGAGAGAGUUCCAGAGGUGACUCAGCAGCCAGGUCAUCUGGGACAGGUGGCAUUGGCAAGGUCUGGCGUCUUUUGGCGCCCCGCGGCGGAGCUUGAAAACGCUGGAUUUGCUGCCAGGUGUCCUUCUAGAAGCAAGAAGAUGCUUCUUUGAGUCAGCAUUGAUUCAGCAAUUGAUGACUUGGCACAGUUGGCGGCGGCACCCGAUGGCGCUCUCUGGCAUCCUUUGGCAGCCCAAUGAGCUUGUUUUGAUGGGGUGCAAUGGUCCCCAACUUCAUUUCUCCAAACAGCAAAGGGUCCAUUUCUGGAGGGAGCUCUGGAGCGAGCUCAGAAGCUGGCAGUCCGCGGUCAGCGCGUCGUGCACGCAGGCGUCUGGGCAUGCCCAGCCGCGCUGCGCUUCAACUUUCAAGCAGAUGGCAGAGAGUACCACACCACAACAGCAGGGGCCGGCAGCCUCGCUGUCUGAUGGCAAGGAAGGCACUCGUCCUGCUGGAUCACCGCCUUCCAUUGGGGGGGGAAGUGGAGCAACGCGCUCAUCUGCUGCCGCACCCAACUCGAGCACCCCCCCGCCCCACCCCAUGCAUGAGGUGGUUUACGGCGCGAACAGUGGCGCGGAGAUAAAAGCUGGUCCUGCGAGGACUGGGGACACAUGCGGCCCACCCCGCGAUGAUGCUCUCCCGCCGGCGGCCAUCAGAGCGCUCGUGGCGAGCGCGGCCAGAGGCUUCCUCACCUACUCCAAGAGAGGCCACCGCAUCUUCCGGAAGGUGGCGGGAACCCUGUGCCAGCGCGCUCGAGAGGAGCUCGGGUCUGCAGGCCUCCUCUGGUCGAAGGCUGCCUGGGAUGGGAGCCUGCAUGCCGCGAUGGCUGGUCUCCAGGCGCUGGCGGGCACUGCAGACGCGGGCCUGCAAGAGGGCUUCGAGAAGGUCUUGACGUCGAUCAGGCAGGCCCACAUGGAGGGGCUGCAGCGACCAGCAAGCGCCUCCCGUGGAGCUCACAGGACUGCCGCAAGCCCGGCGGCCGCGAGCCCAGCGGCAACGAGCCAGGCCCGCCCCCCAGCUGGUGGCGCUUCCAGGAAAGCGAGGAAAGCAAAGGAGCUACUGGCCAGCUACCUCUUUGGGGCCAAGGUUCCACACGGUCUCCUUUGCGGAGAAUGCAGCAACCCCGCGACCUAUGCGCUGCGUGGAGGCAAGGAAGGGGGCAACCUCAAGUGCUUCUGCGGUGCGCAUCGCCCAGUCAGAACUCGCUGCUUCCAGAUUGAGAAGGCCCGGGCAGAGUGGGCACGUGUCUGUGAAGCUUUCAAGUUGAAGAAAGAGCUAGCGCGGGCGCUUGACGAGGAGGCAGAGCUCGGGAGUAGGCAUGCAUGCGACGGAUAUCAGCAUGACAACUUCAGGUGGGAUGCGACCCCCAAGAGCAAGCUCCUCAAUGCAAAGCUUCUGCUGAUCGGCGGCGUCGAAAGCAAUCCUGGGCCAGCGCUCCAAUCACAGGGAAACGAGAAUAAGGACGCACCUGCACCUGAUGUCAGCCCUUGCCGUCAGCUUGUGAAUUUGCCCUCUCGAGAGGACGUCGAACAGAGCUGGCGGCCGGCAUGUGGUCAGCGCGCUGUUCCUGAGGAGUUUGAGAAGUGGCAGAAGAAUGGGAAGCUUUACGAGCAGGUGGACCCCAGCCCUGCAGAUUCGAAGGGAGGCAUUGCCUCUCGAGCAUCUGACCGCGUGGUGACAGGGGGCAUCGAAAGGCCCGAGUUCCCGGAAGAGAUGCCGAGGGCGGACGCGGAAUUGCUCCAGAGAGAGCUCAGUCAUUUGGACAGGAUAGAAGACGGCCUCCUGACUGCCCUGGUGGAAGACAACAGAGCAGACGAAGAGGACCGGCUGUCCACUUCAUUGGGAGAGACAGCUGGCGCUGCAGUCAAGGGUUGCGGCGCCACAGCAGAGAAAAGCGGCGGCAACCAGCGGUCGGCGACGAGUGCGGCCAGUGAGUCCGGGUUUGGGCGAUCAGGAUCUGAAGAAGAAGGCGAGGACAUUGAGGGGGCGGAGUUUGAGAGCGUGGGCGAAUCUGGGGACGUGGAGACAUCCCAAGAUCGCCUCAUGAUCGACGACGGAAGUCAAGACGAAGAGAAUCCGGUGGUUGCGCAAGGCAGGUUUCGUGCCGCCAGGGAAUCCGACUCCGAGUUGGACGUUUCUCAGCUUCAGGCUCAGGGCUUCAAGCCGGGAGCCCGUCUCCUGCCUCUCCGGUCGAAGUGCUCAGCCGAGGAGGGCAGCCCUUCGCAGGGUUCUUCCGCAAGCAACGGGCGGUGGGCGGCUGCCCAGGCUCAUCAGCAGCUCCGAAAGCGGCGGGUUUGUGAUGAGGCAACCCCCUCUCCACAAACCAGGCGGCGCCGUCGGGUGCUGCUCCCAUCAUCGGAGUCCUCGGGUGAGAACGGCAGCGUUUCGGCAAGGCGGAGCGGUGCUGCUGGGUCGGAGGAGGAGGUGCAGCACCCGGGGGGCGAUGUGCUCGUGCCUGACGCCAGCGCUAGCUCCGACGGUCCGCUAGAACCCGAAGACGAUGGCGGCUUCGACGAAUCGGACUUUGGGGAGGAGUUUACAAAUCUGUGCAUGAUCGUGCCGCGUCUGCGACCCCAGACUAUCAGUCGGGACCCGGGCCCCGCCAGCAGCGACCCGCAUCCUGCGAGCGGCCCCCAUCCCGGUGCUACAGAGCCGGCACCUACGGAGGUCGCGGACAGAAAAAGGGCCUCCUCGAGCAGGGAGAGCUCCCCAGCGCCCUCCGGUUCUAGAGGACCGGAAGCCCGUGCGAAACGAGUCUAUUGUCAGGAUGCGCCCGAGGAGAACCCGGAGCCUCCCGCCGGGGAGCUUGCCGAGCAUCAUCCUGUGGGCGGGGCUCCGAUUGUACAGGAAAUGGGGUUGGAGGCCAGGCAGGAUACGACCGAGCUAGCUCCAACCAGAGAUCAAGACUCCGUUGGCAGUCUGCUGAGGCACACGACGGCGGUCUACGGUCAGCAGUGGUUCAAGAGCAAGGAGAGUCCGACCGGCCGGGGCCCCAAGGAUCUCGCCGUGGCUUGGAAGACCCUCCACGGCCACGGCAUCGUCGUCGCCGCUGACUCCGCGCGAGAUUCCGCUGCGAAGAUGUUCACCAGCUUCCCGGACGUCCCUGCGCUGCUGGCUUACUGCGCACGCCUCAGGGGCCAGAGGAAGCACCGGUACGAGUGUCUGCUCGAAGAGACACCUUCGCUGCUCUACUUCGGCCUGGACUACUACGUGCCUUUGAGCGUGUGCGCGGGCGACUCCGAGGAGGCGGUCGGGGCGCGGGAUGCAGAUUUUGCUGAGCGGAAGCAGCACUUUGAGCGGCUGAGGGAUGGGUUUCUGGAGGCGGUUCUGGGAGUGUUGGGAGAGGCGGUCCGGUUCGAGGAGAGCACGGCGCAUGGGGCAGUCGCGGGGGGGUUCAGGUACAGCGUCCACGGGGUGCUCAAGGGGUUUUACCUGGAGGAUAGCCGAGCGCGGAGCCUGUUUGCAAAAGCGUUCGACCACUUCCAGAAGAACCCGCCCCCCCAUCUGGCGCGCAGCGCCGAGUUCGUCUGGACGGAGGAUCAGCGGGGCCGCCCGAAGCUGAUCUGGGACGGCACGGUCUACUCCAAGUUCCAGAAUUGGCGUAUGCUGUGGUCGAGCAAAAAGGGGAGCGACCGCGUCCUCGAGCCGAGCGAGGGCAGCUCGGAGCUCAUCGUGGACCACCUCGCGGGGCUUUAUUCGGCUGCGGAGCUGCAGUGCUGCGCCCAGCUAGACGCGGCGCGCCUCGAGGCGUACCUCCAGCAGCACGCCCCCACGUUGUCGCGGCCGCAGCGCCCCACGAUGCGCGUGAGAGAUGCGGGCCUCCCGGAAGAUGGCGGGCAGAAUCGGGCGGACCUGGGCGAGCAGGAGCAGCGCGUGCUGGUGGAGUACUAUCAGCAGGAGCACCCCGGCGCUACGCUCGCGCGCGUUCACGUCGUCGGCUCGGGGGUCUUCACGGUCCACUUCGACGUGCCGGAGCCCACAUGUCUCCUCGCUGGCCGUCCGCACACGUCCCCGGGCAACAACAACACGUACCUGCUCUACCGCCGGUCCCGGCCGGGGGUGGCAUUCUACAAGUGCCACUCCGCCACCUGCAGCGGAAUCGCACGUCUGCUCCAUUUGGAGACGGGGCAAAUCACGGGCUGGACGGAGGACUACGUCAAGGUGGACGGCAUGCGCCCCUAUCCGCCCUUCUCCAUCAACUCCCCUGCCAGGAAAACGAUCCUGACGUCGGCCAACAAGGGCAUUGGCAAAUCGAAGGAGGGGAACGACUGGCUAGAGAGGCUGCUGCAAAGAUUUCCGUUUGCAAACUUCGUCAUGGUCGCAGCAAACGUCACACUCGCCAGGAAAUAUGCGGAGGAUCUGACGCGGCGCGGCAUCGAGGCGACGCUCUACCUCGAUGUGACUGGAAGGAUUGACGACGGCAGGGUCGUUGUCUGCGUAAACUCCCUCCCCAGGCUGGCCGCCAGCUUUGACGUGGUCAUCAUGGACGAGAUGGACAUGAUCCUGUCCAACAUGAACUCGGACGUCAUGGCCCGAAAGAAGAUGGUCUUUCUGGCGCUGGAAGGGGUGACGCGGCAUGCCAAGAUUGUGCUCGGGAUGGACGCCAACAUCGGCAGCCCCCGGGUCAUGCAGUGGCUGCACAUGGUCCGGCCAGAAGCUGCCUUGCACACGAUCCGCAACCGCGGGGUGUACCCGGGUGAACGGAAGGCCACGAUCAAGUACAUCCCGGCGACCAAGCGGUUCCAAAAGGACCCCUACGGCCCGGCCAUUGCUGAGACGAUGGAGUCCCUGCAGAGAGGCGAGCACGUCAUAGCGCCCUCGUCUAGCAAGACGUACGUCCUGAAGCUCGAGGAAGCCUUCAAGCAGCGCUUCCCGAGCGACGGCCGGACUGCCAAGUCGGGAAAGUUCUUCUACUCCAAACCGACGACAAAAGCGGCAAAAGACGCUCUCGAGCUGGCGGUUACCGAUCCCGACACUCACAUGACGGCAGACCUGUGCGCCUCCUCGCCCGUGAUCGGCCCCGGCAUCUCGUGA
This is a messenger RNA of Klebsormidium nitens, 5216 nucleotides long. The record is from the annotation of a GenBank genome assembly. Lineage: Eukaryota; Viridiplantae; Streptophyta; Klebsormidiophyceae; Klebsormidiales; Klebsormidiaceae.